Messenger RNA from Cooperia oncophora, 387 nucleotides. The record is from the annotation of a GenBank genome assembly. NCBI's taxonomy places the organism in Eukaryota, Metazoa, Nematoda, Chromadorea, Rhabditida, Trichostrongylidae.
UUGUGGCGAAUUCUCCCGACAGCUACAGACAAAUGCUCAGUGAACGCUCAAAUCAGUCUUCGGUCAUACCCCACAGCCGACACUUACAAUAUCUAUUUCAUACAAAACAUGAACACAACUUUGGCCAGAACGACAUGCACGGUGGUGUCACUGGAGAAUGCCAGAAACGCGGACGCUGAGGAACGGUUGCUGACAGAAAACAGCAAAUGCCGCCUUCUCGCUGUCGACGACAAACGGGUUCAUAACGAAUCAGAACGAGUUCGUCAUCUGCCGCUCAGCCUUCUGACCACCAGAAGCGAAGGUGAACCGAGUGAGUCGUUUCUUACCUCAACGGCCUUUUUCCUUUUUUCUACGACAUUGACGGCGGUUGGAGUAGGUUCUUUGUGA